AUGGCCCUCUACUACGUCUAUGUCCGCCUCAACCUGGCCUCAACGGGCGACAAGAACCUCUGCCACUAUCGCUACAUCCUGACAUGCGCCUCACGCUACCAGGCCGACGAGUACUUCCGCGCUUUCGAGGAGCGCAUGCGGCUCAAGCGGAUCUCAGCCCAGUUCUGGGAGUAUGAAAUCGAAGAGAGCCUGUGGAAUACCAUCACGAAAGCAUCCAAUGUCGACAGCUCCAUUUACAAAGGUAUCAUGCUCUCGAAUCUCCCGGACAUGGGGGAACGCAAUGGAUUUGUGCAGGUCCCGGCGGAGGCCGGCCGCGACUGGAUCAGUGGCCGUGCCUACUUCAUACGCAAUGUGCGGCAGCCGGAUAUCUACUGGUAUCAUCCUGCGGGAGGAGAGGACCAGAUCUUGGCGUCGAGGUGGCAGAAGACAAAGUUCUUUGUGAGGCUUGCGGAGGCGGAUGAGAAUCAGACGGGGACGGUGCUGAUUAGGAGUGAUCGGAUACGGAUUUCGACGGUGUCGCCGCAGGCGAAGGGGAAGGUGGUGAGGAUGGGGGAGGGUAAUAGGAUGGUCAUGGUUAAGCCGUCGGCAGCAUCGGUGGCGGUGGCGGGGAGUGAUAAGGACUUUAGGUUUAAGGACUUAUUGGGGAGCUUUGGAACGGAGUGGGAGUGUAAGAACGGGGAGCCGUAUGAGUAUGUGACGUGGGGGGAUCCGUCAGUGAUGCACUUGGAUGAUUGGGAGCUCUGUUGA
Messenger RNA from Morchella sextelata, 747 nucleotides. RefSeq lists its product as uncharacterized. The transcript has a single exon. Bases 1 to 747 code for a protein of 248 amino acids. The record is from RefSeq and is a predicted model, not a curated record. Lineage: Eukaryota; Fungi; Ascomycota; Pezizomycetes; Pezizales; Morchellaceae.